AUGAGGUUUACAGCACUACUAUCCCUCCUUCCUUUGGUCUCUGCACAGCUUGCUCUGCCCAACCCACCCUUCCUACCCCCUGACAUCUCUGCCGGCGCCAUAUCUACGACUGGUGGUGGCUUGCCGAAUUCUGCCUGGUCUUCCUUGCUCGGGUCUCUUUUGUAUUUCUAUGACGAGCAGCGCAGUGGUGUCCUUCCGUCCACAAACCGUGUACCAUGGCGCAAUGAUAGUUUGAUUUACGAAGGAAAAGAUCUCGGUAUCGACCUCAUAGGUGGAUUUUACGAUGCUGGAGAUUUCUCCAAAGAUACCUAUCCUCUGAGUUUUGCCCUUAUGUCUAUGUGCUGGGGUGCAACAGACUUUGGGAAAGGAUACGACAUGGCCAAUCAAACGGCCUACCUUGACGAUACUUUACGAUGGGGCCUUGACUGGCUUAUGAAGGCUCACCCCAACGCAUCUUCUCUGGUUGUAAUGGUCCCUAAUGGCAAGUUUGACAACUCUUACUGGGGCGGUGACAGGAGUAUUCCUUCUCCCCGUCCAGUGUACAUGAUCAACGACGCAAAUCCUGGCACUGAUGCUGCGGCCCAAGCAGCUGCAGCCUUUGCAGCUUGUUCUAACCUCUAUGCCAGCCGCUCGUUCAGUUCCGCGUACUCUUCACCUGCUUCGUUGAAAAACGAUUCAUAUGCCGAUACUCUGCUUACUCACGCACAACAGCUUUAUUCCUUUGCAGUCAACGCGACGAGCGGGCGUAAGACGUACCAGACGUCUGUUCCGCAGGUCACUUAUGCGUAUGCUUCUUCUGGAUAUGGUGACGAGUUGACGAUGGCCGCGCUCUUCCUAGCAGCCGCUACAGGAUCAUCAUCUCUGUACAAAGACGCUGAGACUUUCUUCUCCAAAUACGGCCUUGGUAAAGACCCAAGAGUAUUCAACUGGGAUUCGAAGACCCCCGGACUCCUUGUUCUUUUUGCGCAGCUUAACCAGGCUUCGUCCAACUACGGCGGUAACUUUACAACAUGGAGAACGCAGGCGGAAAAUUAUUUCGACGAUAUCGUCAACCACAAGGGACCAGGAUUCAUGACAGACGAUGGUCUGUUGUACUAUGAUGGUGAUUCGGAUGAUGCUUCCUUGAACCCUGCAUUGAACGCCGCUAUGCUCUUGAACCGAUUCGCUCCUCUUGCAUCAAACUCCGAAAAGAAGACGGCUUACCAGAACUUUGCCAAAAGUCAAAUUGACUAUGCUCUUGGAAAGAACUCCAUGUCCAUGCCCUAUAUCGUCGGUGUCAACCCAAAUUCACCGACUAACCCCCACUCAGCAAUGGCAGCUGGUGGUUUCGAUAUCGGUCAGAUUGACACAGACCCGCCAAAGGAAGCGUACGUUCUUGCUGGCGCUGUUGUAGGAGGCCCAGAUCGCCGCGGAAGGUUCUUCGAUAUCCGAAGUGACUGGCCACAAACCGAGAUCGCACUGGACUACAAUGCACCUAUGCUCACUCUCGCAUCAAUGCAAGUGGCCAGCGACUCGAGCGAUCCAUUCUAUACUUCGCUCCAGCCUGGCGCGUACGACAAGGUCAGGCCCAAGGGUCGCCCGUGCGACUCUGCAAUACAGGAUGGGUGUCAGGGCUCCAGGCUCAGCAAAAAUGCCACUCUUGCGAUGGCCAUUGUCAUCACCGCCGUCGGUCUGCUCAUAGUUGGUCUCUCUGCAUGGUACAUCAUCCUGGUCAGGAAGUCCCGGGGGUUCGGCAAGGUUAGCUACUAA
Molecule: messenger RNA, 1749 nt
Organism: Psilocybe cubensis
Lineage: Eukaryota; Fungi; Basidiomycota; Agaricomycetes; Agaricales; Agrocybaceae
Exons: 11
Coding region: 1-1749 (582 amino acids)
Biological process (GO): carbohydrate metabolic process
Molecular function (GO): hydrolase activity, hydrolyzing O-glycosyl compounds
Source: RefSeq, a predicted model, not a curated record